AUGCACACGGCAUCUGAGAAUCAGGAGACUCCGACAGAUAUACAGCCAGGGGAAGAAAUAACCUACGACUAUGGGGGGACUGAUUGCCCAUGGAGAACACAGACCAAAGACCAACCUCAUGCAGCCAUGUCCUCUGAGUCUCAUGUCACCAGACCAGCUGAGAUGGCUACAGAGUCACCUCCAGGCCCCAGCACACAGACCAAAGACCAACCUCAAGUAGGCAAGUCUCCAGCGUCUCAUAUCUCCAGACCGGCUGAGAUGGCUACAGAGUCACCUCCAGGCCCCAGCACACAGACCAAAGACCAACCUCAAGUAGGCAAGUCUUCAGCGUCUCAUAUCUCCAGACCGGCUGAGAUGGCUACAGAGUCACCUCCAGGCCCCAGCACACAGACCAAGGACCAACCUCAAGCAGCCAAGUCUUCAGCGUCUCAUGUCUCCAGACCGGCUGAGAUGGUUACAGAGUCACCUCCAGGCCCCAGCACACAGACCAAAGACCAACCUCAAGCAGCCAAGUCUUCAGCGUCUCAUGUCUCCAGACCGGCUGAGAUGGCUACAGAGUCACCUCCAGGCCCCAGCACACAGACCAAGGACCAACCUCAAGCAGCCAAGUCUUCAGCGUCUCAGGUGUCCAGACCGGCUGAGAUGGUUACAGAGUCACCUCCAGGCCCCAGCACACAGGCCCUCUGUGGCUUUGCAACACCUCCCCCUCCUGGAAUAAAGCAUCAGUUGUGGAAGCUACUCAACAACAUGGUGCAUGAUGAUGUGUACCGUGCAGUCAAGUCUGAUUCCUGCAUAAUAGAAUAUGAGGAUGUGCACUUUGACAGUGACCAAGAUGGAGAACCUGGGGGUUCAUGUGAUCAUGUGACAGACCAUGAGUCGGACGCGGAAGAGCAUCCAGGCACAAGAGUGAAGGAGACUGUACAGUACAGUACUGAGGAUGACACUGUGACAACUACGCAGAUUGCGGAUACACACAAACAACAAAAAAUGCUGAAAGAGGCAAAAGGGCAUCCAGGCACAAGAAUGAAUGAGACUGCACGCACUACACCAGAGGAGGACACUGUGACAACUACGCAGACUACAGAUACAUAA
Messenger RNA from Knipowitschia caucasica, 1092 nucleotides. The record is from the annotation of a GenBank genome assembly. NCBI's taxonomy places the organism in Eukaryota, Metazoa, Chordata, Actinopteri, Gobiiformes, Gobiidae.